CAUGUAUCAGGGCAGCCAGCGACAUGGCUCGGCCAACGACCCCUCGAGGCCCUUCCAGGUGCCCCCUCCGCCGCCGCCUCCCGCCAUGGCACCUCCCAUGGCCGGGCCUCAGAUGAACAUGAUGGUCCCUCCGCCUCCCCCGCCGCUUCGAUAUCCUGCCGUGCCUGGUCCGCCGUCCCAGGGCGUCAUGCUGCCACCGCCCCCGAGCGGCCCUCCCCCUGGGAGCGGCAUGAUGCCAGCGCCAAACUGGCACGGCAACUUUGGGCGCCUGUACGAUGGCCGUCCCAGCUACCCCGUGCCUCCGCCGCCCCCUACCAACCAGCACCAGCCGUAUAACCCGACCAAGUUCCACCAGCACCACGCGUUGCAAGCGGGACAGGCAAUGGUUGUGCCGCCUCCCCCGCGCCCGAGCGAUGCAAUGGGUGCCACGUAUAUCCCGACGGGGGAGACGUACGGUGAAGGUGUGGGCAUACCGGGCUUUGGUCGAGAGGAAACGCAAACGUCGUGGCUCGCCUCCCCGUCGCAGAACGGGCCAGAGACGAGCGCCACGACGCCAAUGGAAGAAAGGCAACAGGCGUACAUGGGGGGGAACCACGCAAAGGGCCCGUCAGCAGCACCGAGUGCGCCUACUACCGCCACAGCGCAGUGGCCGUUGGACAAGGUCCUGCUGUGGCUGGCGCAGAACCAAUCGCUGAAUCUCGCGCACGGCGGCCGUGGGAACUUUGGCAUGAUGCACCAGCGGGUCGGGACGGGAUGGGACCAGCCGAGAGAGAGGGAGGAGGGGAAGCGCAUGCGGAGGCUCAUCAGGAGUGUCGUUACCGGCCGGCCUGUCGAGGCUUCCAAGGCGAUGCCCUCGCACAGCCGAAAGGAAUCUACGGCUUCCAGCCAGCCCACGAGCCUUGCCCCUGCGAGCUCGGAUGCCGCAGACAAUCUCGAGUUCUCCCAAACCAGAUCGACAACAAUGCCGCCUGCAAAUGGUACCGACAGCACAAAUCACAGGAAUGUGCUGAAGAACCUUGAGCUUGGACGGCAGAGUCCCACUGGCGAGCAGGCAGCCCAUUGCUCGAGCCCGGCCGGCAGCCCAGCAGCCCAGCCCACCCUUUUCCACUCGGCUACCACUCCGAUCUUAUCAUCCUCGCCCAACUCAUCCAAGUUUACACAUCGAUCGAGGAACAGCACCGAUUCGGCCGCGUCCAACGCCGCCAUCUACGGCUCGGGCAUUCCCCCAGAGGCCGCCGGGCUCAUGACACGAGGCAUGAGCCUGGCAGAGCUCAUGUCGUCGUCGAGAAGGGAUGACAGCUAUUCCAAGCAUGCCGAGUCUCCGUCAUCUGCCAAGGACUCCAAGGGUCUCCUUAGUUUCUUGUCCAGGAGGAGGCGGCAACACGUGGACGGCGCCUUUCCUUCGCCUGACGAUCUCGACUCUCCCACUUCACCAGCCUUUCAAAAGUCUUUGUCAAUAACUACCCAUGGAUCGGAUGCCGGUUACGCUCACCCGGACCCAUCCAGCAUCACUUCACAUUACGAACCAAAAUACGGUGUCGGCCAGGCCAGAACAUACGUCCUGGCUACCAUGGACCACUGGAACUACCGGAUGUGCGACAUCACCGAUGCAGAGACCGCGGCGGACAUUCGGCAAGCCAUCUGCCACAACCUUGGCCUUCCAGAUAUUGAGGGCUCCUUCAUAUACUCAACCGAGCUGGGCCAGUUUGAACAUGCUGAACCCCUGGAUGACCAAAAGCUCCUGACCAGCAAGCGCGUAAAGGCCGAUUCUGCGGGCACGCUCAAAUUCUUCGUCACCUCUCAUAGCGCGCUAACCCCGAGCCUGAGCAGCGAAGUGCCCAGCUUGUUGUCGCCAGACGCCAUUCCGCCGGGCAUAGACGCAGAGGCGUACGCGCGUCUCAACGGACGCCAGAGAUCUAGCUCGUCCCCGCCCACGUCUCGGUCAAACACGCUGAACUCGCUUGCAACGGACAAGGUGGACGAGAAUGCGCUGGCUCAGGAGGCGCUCGAGUACAAGGCCGAAAUGGCCAGGAAGCAGCGUGAAUACCUCGCCAAGAAGAAGCAGGCUAACUUGAAGGAGCCGCCUGAAUCCGUCAUGGGCUUCGGCAUCGUGGGCAGGAAUGUCGACUUCGACCAGCCUCGGCUCUCACCAUACGAAGACAGAAAGCCCGAGCACCUCUUCCCUCAGCGACGACCGCCGGCGCCGCCAAGUGACCCGAAAACAGGACGGCAGAUGAACGGCAAUGCUGCCGCUGCCGAGGGGCACGCCACGCCGCGACAUCCGCUUCCUUCCGCCGCCGGGCCCCCUGAGGCUGAGACCGUGGAGAAUGGCAAGAAGGCAAAGUCUUCCUUCAUACCCGCCGCGGGCAUGGGCGGCUUUGUAGGUGCGGCAUUGGUUGGCAUGGGCAGAAACCUGUCAGCCAUCGGCCAGUCGACGGCCAACGGGCCGCGAGGAGUGUCUCCCAACAGGACCGUGUCACAACCAGUUUCAGCCAGCAACGGCUCGCAGCAGCUGUCGCCAGAGCUCAGCCCCAGUUCGACCAAGCCGUCGCCGCCCACGGCAAAUCCGCCGUCGCCGCCCGCCAACAACAGCAGCAGCAACAACAACAACAGCAGCAGCAGCAACAACAACAACAACAACAACAACAACAACAACCCGAAAUCACCUGGCCCGGACCUGGACUUUACGGACACGGAUGUGCAGUUUACCCAGCCGCCUCUAACACAGCAGUCCUCCUCAUCUGCGCAGGGUCGUCCGCCGCCGGCUGACGAUAGCGACGACGAUUCUGACGAUGGGUUGUUUGCCAUCCCGCUCGCCGGUAGAGAGAAGGGCAAAUCGCCAAACAGCAAACCCGGACAUGCGCAGAAGCCCAGCUUGACCGUGAAUACCUCGCGACCAAAGGGCAAGACCUUAUCAGUAUCCUUUACCUCCCCCAAGUCGACAAGCGAAAACGCAGACGACUGGUCGAGGGCCGGCAGCAGUUCUCGGCGGACCCCUGGAACCCCCGGCUCGGAGUCUUGGGAGUCUGACAAGGAAGUCAAACUCGGCCGCCGCAAGUCGUUUAUCGAGAAGGACGUGUGGGCGAAUCGACCCCCGACCGACGAUUUGCUCAACAACCUCGACGAUUUCUUCCCCAACUACGACCUCGACGAGCCUGUUCUUGAGGACAGCGUCUCGGCCGAGAUAACAACGUCCCCGAUCCCCGAAGUCGAAGAGUCGCCACAGCAGACUGUGCCUCCUGCUGGUCCGGCUCCAGCCAUGUACCAAGACAGCAUAAACUCGACUCCUGCUCCUGCUGCACCUGUCCCCGCUCCUGCGGUUGCGUCCUCAAGCCAGUCUGUCUACGACGGGGACACGCUUGGCUCUGACGAGUCGACGUUGAAGGCCCUGGACCGCCGCCCGUCCAUACAAACCGUGGCGCAGAAGAGCAUGAGGCGUUCUGGCGGGCUUGGGCGUAUGAAGUCCAUCCGUGAAGUUGCCCGGGGUGCCCACGAGGCCAACAAGCGACUCACGCACGCGCAAGCCCCGAACAAUGCGGGCAAUGCCGCUACGAGCGGGAUCAUGCGCCGGAAGAGCACCAAGAUGUUCAACGCAAACAUUGUGCAGAUUCGACCGGACCAGCGCGGCAGCAUGAUCUUCCCGCAGAUUCCGCAGGACACUUUGCCUAAGCGGCAGACGACAUUUAGGUGGUUCAAGGGCCAGCUCAUCGGCAAGGGCACCUACGGCCGCGUGUAUCUGGGUAUGAAUGCCACGACCGGUGAGUUCUUGGCCGUCAAGGAGGUGGAGGUCAACCCCAAGGCGGCGGGAGGAGACAAGAGCAAGAUGAAGGAGCUCGUGGCGGCUCUGGAUCGCGAAAUCGACACGAUGCAGCACUUGGACCACGUCAACAUUGUGCAGUACUUGGGAUGCGAGCGGAAGGAAACCAGCAUCAGCAUCUUCCUAGAGUAUAUUCCUGGUGGCAGUAUCGGCUCGUGCCUGCGCAAGCACGGCAAGUUUGAAGAGUCUGUCGUUUCGUCCCUCACUCGUCAGACGCUGUCUGGGCUGGCGUACCUCCACCGCGAGGGCAUCUUGCACCGAGACCUAAAGGCAGACAACAUUCUCCUUGACCUGGAUGGCACGUGCAAGAUCAGCGACUUUGGCAUCUCCAAGAAGACGGACAACAUCUACGGCAACGACAAGUCAAACAACAUGCAGGGAUCCGUCUUCUGGAUGGCGCCCGAGGUGAUCCGGUCGCAGAACGAAGGGUACAGCGCCAAGGUAGACAUUUGGAGCCUGGGGUGCGUCGUGCUGGAGAUGCUUGCGGGCCGGCGGCCGUGGAGCAAGGAGGAGGCCGUCGGAGCCAUCUACAAGAUUGCAAACGGAGAGGCGCCCCCGAUCCCCGAGGAUGUCCAGGAAUCUAUAGGCCAUCUCGCCGUGGCGUUUAUGAUGGACUGCUUCCAAGUGAAUCCGGUUGAUCGACCGACAGCCGAUGUGCUCCUAUCGCAGCAUCCGUUUUGCGAAGUGGAUAUCAAUUACAACUUUUGCGAUACUGUCUUGUAUAAGAAGAUCAAGGAGACGUACAAGACGGCGUAG
This is a messenger RNA of Trichoderma citrinoviride, 4573 nucleotides long. RefSeq names its product protein kinase. The transcript has 9 exons. Gene Ontology annotation, biological process: protein phosphorylation. The annotation marks the transcript as partial. The record is from RefSeq and is a predicted model, not a curated record. Lineage: Eukaryota; Fungi; Ascomycota; Sordariomycetes; Hypocreales; Hypocreaceae. Gene Ontology annotation, molecular function: ATP binding; protein kinase activity.